Lingula anatina is the source of this 4537-nucleotide messenger RNA. Its product is annotated as ubiquitin carboxyl-terminal hydrolase 8. The record is from RefSeq and is a predicted model, not a curated record. NCBI's taxonomy places the organism in Eukaryota, Metazoa, Brachiopoda, Lingulata, Lingulida, Lingulidae. Gene Ontology annotation, molecular function: protein binding; cysteine-type deubiquitinase activity. Gene Ontology annotation, biological process: protein deubiquitination.
CUGAGACAGUUUUGACCGAACUUCCUGAAAACGAAAGAUUAACAGAUACCAAUAUGUGAUCCCUAACCCGUAACCAAAUAGUAGACCAAGAUGCCGUCAUAUUCUUCAAAGAAGCCUCUUCAUGUGGCUAAGAAUAUGGCUGAGUUAAACAAGCUGGCAGAGGUUAAACAAAAAUUUACCAGUGCGAGGAUAGCUGUGAAGUCAGCUGAAAAGAUCUUCAAUCAUGCAGAGCAAGCUAAGCUGGAUGGAGAUGAGGAGAGAGGAUAUGUAAUGUAUAUGAGAUACUUCAACAUCAUAACCAUUGCGAAAAAGUUGCCAGACUAUAAAAAGAAUGAGGAAUUUUUCAGUAAGAUGAUUGGAGGAAAAAAUCAGCUGAAGGCAAUUGAAGAAGCUGAAGCCCUGUCAUCUAGUCUCAAAGACAGAUAUGAACUCCUUGAGGCUGAACAUGUCAAAGCAAGGUUAGAUGAAAGGGAUAAGAAAAAAGAACAAGAACUUGAAAGGAAACAGAAAGAGGAAAAAGAAAUGGUCAAACAGUUAGAAGAACAGGAAAUGGCCAAGGAAAAGAUUAAUGAAAAUAAUGAAGCCCCUGAAAAAGAGAAUCAGUUUGCUUCUGGUGCUGUGAGCUGUAGGAAGCUGUAUGAGAUGCUGCAGACUCCAGAUUGCUCAGUUCUCAUACUAGAUAUCAGAGCUGCUGCAGACUAUGAGAACUCCCAUGUUAGAGACCCUUCAUGUAUUAAUGUACCAGCUGAUAUCUUACCAGGGGGUUGCACUGUGGCUAUGAUAGAGAAGAAUCUCCCAACAGAGGCACUGCCCAUGUGGAAAAAGAGGGGACAUGUGGGGUACAUUGUCCUGCUGGACUGGCAGAGUUCUUUGGCUGAUCUUGUCACCAACAGUCCCCUGAAUAAUCUCAAAGAUGCCAUUUAUAAGUGGGACCAGUUGGUGAUAGUCCAGCACGAACCUCUAGUACUAGAUGGUGGCUAUGAAGACUGGUUGUUGUAUUACCCUACUCUCACCACUAACUCAAAUGUGUCAGCACCACAAUCUGAUACUAAGAAAGAUCAGUCAGCUCUUCCUUCAUUGGACUUUGACUAUCCAGAUUUAGAUGAAGAGCCCCCAGAGCCACAAAAGUCAGAUGUACAGAAUGGACCAAGUCUACAGCAGAUAAACACUGAUGGUACUGUAACAACAUCUACAGGACAGAAUAGGCCUGUGGUGGAUAGAUCAAUGAAACCAAAACCCCCUGUAUCUGCUGUAGCAGGAAGUGACAGUAACAAGUCCUUUCAGCCACCCUUUACUAAACCAGCCACUGACAGCAUAUAUCAGGAGUUAAAGAAACAGUUAACAGAGAAAAGCUCUAGCAGCAGUAUAACUAACUUUGUUCCCCAGAACAGCAGAGCAGCUGAAAAUGACCUAAUAAAAACUGUACUGGAUGAUGAAACAAAGGUACAGCCUCAGUCACGUCCACAGAUACCACAAGUCAACCGUUCAUUGAAACCCAAACCCAGACCAAUCCAGGAAUAUAGUGAAUCCUCUGACAGCUCUACAUUAGCCACUGCGCAGAAGGAUAUCACAGCCAGGCUAGAUGAAUUAAGAGUGGAAACAGAGGAGAAGGAGAGAGAGAUGUUGGAGUAUAAAAAGGAGAGGGAAAAGUUGGUUGCGGAACACAAAGCCAGACUAGCACGAUUGAAGGAUGAAGAGGAUAGAAUAGAGAGACUACAGGCCAUGAGGGAAAAGGAAGAAAAAGAGGUUGCAGAGCUUCUAAGAAAAAAGAAAAUGAUUGAGAGGCAAAUCAAGACGGAAGAAGAAAAACAAGAGGAGGAACAGCAGAGAAUUAAAGAAGAAGAAAAAAGAAAGGAAGAAGAUCUUCAUCAAAUCAAGCAAGAAGAAAAAGAAAAGUUGAAGAUGCAACAGGAGGUGGAAAGAUUGAGACAAGAGAGGAAGAAAAAGGAAAUGGAAGAUAAGAGAAGAGAGCAAGAGAUACAGGAGCACAAAGAGAACAUGAAAGCAGAGCAAGAUAAGCUCAACAGAGAGAGGGCUGAUAAAGCAGCUAGAGAGGAACAAGAAAGACGGGACAAGGAGGCAGCACUGAGAUUACAGGAACAGAAAGAGGCUGAGGAUGCCAGAAGGCUGGCAGAUGAACAAAGAAAAACAGCUGCACAAGAGAGUGCAAGAAAAGCAAUGGAAGAAAAAGCAAGGUUAGAGGCAGAGGAAAAGUCCAGGAACAAGGCAGAAGAGAAAUAUAAAUAUGACGCUGAAGAAAAGGCAAAGCUGGAAGCAAGUGAGAAAAUUAGAAGGGAAACAGAGGAGAGAGAGAGAGUCGAAAAUGCAGCAGAGGAAAAAGCCAGAAAAGAUGCUGAAGAGAAGGCCAGAGCGGACCAGGCUAAAAGAGCCACCCCCCAGGACACUUCUCUGCCAAGGGGUUGGGAGGCUAAAGUGGAUGUGAGGACUGGAAGGACAUUCUAUAUUGACCACAACACAGGGACAACCCAUUGGUCCUUUCAAACACAACCACAGGUUUCACCAUCUGCCAGUGGAAGGUACUUCAUGCAGCUACAAGAUGAACCCUCCAAACCGAAGACAAACCUGAAAAGGACAAACUCCUCUCCAAACUUGACAAAACUUGGAGAUGAUGAUGACUUUAAGGGAACUAAACUAUUUCCAUCUAUAGACCGCACAACUAAGCCAGCUGCUAGGUUCAGUACCCCGCAGUUACGAGAUGAGAAUGUGAAGCCAGUGUUGACUGAGAUCACUGCAGCUAGAUUGAGAGGGUUCCAGCCUGUAUAUGGCAGUGUGGGCAGAGGUUUGACUGGACUACGUAAUCUUGGAAACACUUGUUACAUGAACUCAACAAUCCAGUGUCUAAGCAAUACACCGCUGCUUGCCAAGUACUUCUUAGAUUCUAUCUACAGGAACCACAUUAACAGGGAAAACAAACUAGGGCGAAAAGGUGUGGUGGCAGAUGAGUUUGCUCUCCUCAUCACUGUGCUUUGGUCUGGACAGUACAAGUUUGUGGCUCCAAGAGAUUUUAAGGGAGUGAUGGGCAGAUUUAACAGCACUUUUUCUGGUUUUGACCAGCAGGAUUCCCAGGAAUUCCUCAUGUUUCUACUGGAUGCUCUGCAUGAAGAUCUAAAUGAGGUGACAGUUCGUCCUAAGAUGUUGGAACUGGACAGUGACCAAGUGAGAGACCACAGAAUCCUGGCAGAGGAAGCAUGGAAGGCACACAAGAUGGCAAAUAAGUCUUAUAUUGUGGAACUGUUUCAGGGUCAGUAUAAGUCCACCCUAACAUGUCUGACCUGUAGGAAGCAGUCAGUGACAUUUGACACCUUCAUGUACCUGACCUUGCCCUUGCCAUCAAGCAACAGAUGUACACUGCAGGAUUGUCUGAGGCUAUAUCAGAAGGAGGAGAAGAUCCAGUGGAAGUGUUCUCAGUGUAAGAAGGACAGAGAUGCAGUCAAGAAGCUUGACUUGUGGAAGCUGCCCCAUCUUCUCAUCAUACAUUUUAACAGAUUCCAUUUUGGAUAUAGAGGCCAGAAACUGACCAUCUAUGUGGACUUCCCUCUCACUGCACUGGACAUGAAUAACCAUAUAUCUGGACCUAAGGGACGACCAGAGUAUAAUCUGUAUGCAGUAUCGAAUCACUAUGGUGGAACUUUAGAAUCUGGACAUUACACUGCAUUUUGUAAGAAUGCUUUAAAUCAGAGGUGGUACAAAUUUGAUGAUGAUGACGUCUAUGAGAUAUCAAAGUCAAAUGUUAAGAGUUCAGCUGCAUAUUUCCUGUUCUAUACUUCAAAGGAGAUGAAAUCUGUACUCUAAGAACACCCACAAACUAUUGUACUUGUACUCUGUUAGCAAGGAUGGAGCCUUCACUGAUUUGAGAGAUAUUCAACUGGUGAAAGAUAAAUGUGAAUCAUUAUGUCUAUUUUUUUCAUAACUGUUGGAUGUGGAAAAACUAGAAGCACACAUAAAAAUCUUCAGUACGUUGUCUGUAUAUAUGAAAAUGGCACAAUGAAUAUUAGCUUUUUUCUGUAUAUUUGCCAAUUUUGCUCUCAAUUUUUUUAUUAUGAUGUUUGUUACAUAGUAAAGGGUACAUUGAAUAAAAGAAAAACACCAUCAGUAUAAAAAUUGUUAUACAGUAAAUAGAGUAUAUUUGAAAGGCAAGUUGUUUGCUACAUUAUCUGUACAUGGACAAGGAUUUAUCUUAUGAUAAACAAAUCUAGAAUAGCUAAAUUAUUAUGUGAGAGGAAAGCUGUAAAGAGGGGUGAAAUAGUGGUUGGUUAUGGUGCAAUGUAAGUCUUUGCUAAAUUAUGGAGAGAAACAGAACAGACAUUAUAUGUAGUGCUGGUUUCUGCUGUCUUGUUACUUCACAAUCUACCACUAUAUCUAUAAAAUGUGAUGUUAAGGUUUAAUGGAGUUAUUAUUAUUAUUAUUAUUAUUAUAAGUACUAGAUUUAUGUCAUUGUUUAAUUGGUGUUAAUAAUAAAAGGUAACUGUGCAUUUCUCAUUUCACAGUAUAUGGUCAUUAUGGAGACUGUAUAGCA